Molecule: messenger RNA, 2097 nt
Organism: Abrus precatorius (Indian licorice)
Lineage: Eukaryota; Viridiplantae; Streptophyta; Magnoliopsida; Fabales; Fabaceae
Exons: 7
Coding region: 1-2097 (698 amino acids)
Molecular function (GO): protein binding
Source: RefSeq, a predicted model, not a curated record
AUGGUGGAGGUAGUUGAGAUUGAAAGUUUGUUCAAUUAUGCCAUGAAAGGCCAGUGGAGAGAAGUUUUAGAGGCCUACAAGAACAACCCCCGAGCUUUGGAAGCUAAAAUCACAAAAGCAGAAGACACUGUCUUACACAUUGCUGUCUAUGUGGGCCAAACCAAUUUUUUGACUACCCUUUUAGAGAAUAUCAAAGAAGAUGUGUCUCUUGCCAUCCUAAAUAUACCAAACUCAAAGGGAAACACUCCUCUGCAUCUAGCAGCUGAGCUUGGUAAUGUGGACAUUUGCAACACUAUAGCCAAAAGAGACCCCAAACUCAUUUUGUGUCACAAUUUUGAAGGUGAAACCCCUCUCUUCUCGGCAUCUAUUCAUGGUAGGAAAGAUGCAUUCUUUUGUCUACAUGGUCACCUACAAAACAAAGAUGAUUACUCGCCAUGCAUAAAGAGCAACGGGGACACUAUUCUUCAUUCUACCAUCUCUAAUGAAUACUUUGGUUUGGCGCUUCAAAUAAUAAGGUUGUAUCCAAAUCUUGGGGAUUUUGUGAAUGAGGAUGGCUUAUCACCUCUUCAUGUUCUUGCUAUGAAGCCUAAUUGUUUUAAAAGCAGCACCAGGAUGCAGCUUUUGGAUCGUAUCAUUUAUAACUGUUUGCUUGUUGAUGAGCUGAAGGAAGAAACAGAGCACCUUAGUACUAAUAGAGGAGACACACAAAAUUUUAAGUAUCCAAUGAACUGUGGAACAUGCCUCAGCUUCUUAUAUUUGUUGAAGAAUGCAAUUCAAGUUAUAACAAUAGGCACAAAGGAUAGUAAAGCUACAACUGAUGAUGAAGAGAAUCUCCCACAACCAUCCCACCCCAAUUGUGUGCAAGAGCAAGCAAGGAAAGAAAAGAAACAAUAUCGAUUCCCUCCAAAUUGGGAAGUGUUCAUCCGAUUUCUAACCUUAAUGAUGAAGGCCUUGCUAAUACUUUUUGGUGUGGGAGCAUCUUGGAUAGAUAAAAUCCAAAGGAAAAAGGAGAAACACACGUGGGCUAAGCAAGUGAUGGAUGAAUUGAUUGAGAGAGCCUCUUUGUAUAAGUAUGACCAUAAUGGAAAAUAUUCCUUUGAUCUUCAGCAUGACAAUGGUAGGGAAAACAUAGAUAUGCAUGUGAACAAAGGAGCUAUUGAGAAAAUGAAAAGGGUGUCACCAAUUUUAAUUGCGGCAAAAAUGGGAAUGACUGAAAUGGUGGCAAAAAUCCUAGAUACUUUCCCAGUGGCUAUCCAUGAUGUGGAUUAUGACAACAAGAAUGUUGUUCUUUUGGCCAUAGAGAACAGGCAACCUCGUGUCUACAAGCUGCUGGCAGGGAGGAAUUUAGAGACAGAAAGUGCAUUUCGUCAAAUAGACAAUCAUGGUAACAGUGCAUUGCACCUUGCUGCGACCUACAGGGAACAAAGGCCUUGGCGUGUCCCUGGUGCUGCCAUGCAAAUGCAGUGGGAAUAUAAGUGGUAUAAGCUUGUUAAGGAUUCCAUGCCACCAAAUUUCUAUGCACGUUACAAUAACAAGGGAGAAACAGCGAAACAGGUGUUCCUCCACACUCAUGGACAACUAGUGAGAGAGGGAAGGAAAUGGCUCACCAAAACCUCAGAAUCAUGUUCAGUAGUUGCAGCACUUGUUGCAACAGUGGCAUUCACAACCUCAACAGCAAUACCAGGUGGUGCCAAUGAAGAAACGGGUAUGCCAGUGUUGAGUGGACAAGCUGCAUUCAAAGUCUUUGCUGUUGCAUCACUUGUGGCGCUGUGCUCCUCAGUCACAGCCCUUGUUUUGUUUCUUUCAAUACUCACAUCUCGGUAUCAAGAAAAAGAUUUUGCUGUGGACUUACCAAGAAAGCUUCUUCUGGGAUUGACUUCACUAUGGACAUCUAUAACAUCAAUAUUGGUUUCGUUUUGUGCAGGACAUUACUAUAUCAUUGAAGGUGGUAUCAAAUCUUAUGUUUAUCUCAUAUAUGCUGUGACGUGUUUGCCAGUAUCAUUUUUUGUAUUGGUUCAACUCCCUCUGUACUUGGAUCUCAUGUUGGCUAUAUUUCGCAAGGUUCCUCAGCGGGUUUAUAAGGUGUUCUCCCGUUAG